GAAAGAGCUCCACGAACGAAUGGAAAAGUUCUUUAAAACACAGUUGUGUUGGCUGAAAGACCAAUGCCACUAUGACCCUCAUAAUAACACUGACAGGUAAACAUUGUGAAAGUUAAGUAAAUACCCAUUGUUCAAAUCAACUACUAGUACGUACAGUAUGUUUCAAAUCACCCCUGCAGUGGUACUCAUUUUCAUAAAUAUUCUAAAGCGAAAGUAUUGCAAUAACCUUUAAUCCUAUAACUUUAAUUGUUUAACUAAACCCAUUAAAGGCAUUCUGUUGUUAGACAGAGUUAGAGUAAAAUACUACGUUAGGGCACAGACAGUGCCCAUGGUCUGUGCUCAUCAGAAGCAAUACUUUCUUUCUCUUUCAAUCUGCAAAAUGUGAAUGUACAAAAUAUAAAUCUGAUACCGGAUUCCAGCCCAUCUUGUGUCAAUAAUACAUAGUGAUAUUAAUUAUAUUUCAUGGGUUGAAACAUUCACCUAAGGUCAUUAUUCCCUUGGUGAUCCAUCACAAAUUUUGGUAUUUUGUUUUUAAUAUAGGAUGCUUUUGGCUUUUAUUAUGGUGCCACUUAUACAGAAAGAGUUAGAUAUUUUCAGGGAAAAAGUGUGGAACACACACAGAAUCCGAGCCCAAAAAGACACACUACUUCCUGAUGGUGUACCGGAACAUAUUUAUAACUUCCCUGAACAGUACAAUCUUGAAGAAUGCGGUAAGUUGUAUUGGUUUUAUUAUCCUGCAAAUGAUGGGAAUAAUUGUUAAUUGUGAAAUUCAUCACAAAAUUAUAAUCGACUGUUGGUUUUAUAGACCACAGCUGCUUUGCAGGGCCCUUUCGAGAUGGGGGCCCAGGGCAGAAUUGUCCCCCUCCUAUUUUAUUGGAACCUUUGAAAAUUAUUGUUCUGGCCAUUUUACAUGAAACAAAUUGUGGGGAGUGUCAGGCAGGCAAGUAGCAUCAACUGACGACUAUAUACAGUUACUAUAAUAAAUAUCUAAAAAGACAAUUUCCAUUCAUUUCUACUACAGGUUUUGCAGUUACUGAGGAACAACUUCAAGAGGCUGCAACAGAAUCUGGUGUUCUUCAAGUCCCAGAUGACUUUCUCACUGAAGAGUUCAGAGCAGAAUGCGAGCGUCUCAUUCCAGACAAUGACACGAUUAAGCCAGAUGAAUGGACAAAUGCAUAUUUGUACUUGAAGGAGAAAUGCACUCUUUCAAUGUAGUUUUUCUUUUAAGCUCAGAAUGUUAAUAUAACUGAAAGUUAAUAUUUCUGUAAAAGUACAAAUACUGUACAGUAAUUAUGGUUCACAAUUAAUCCAUUGAAUCGCAUUGCGCCCUGAUGCACCCUACCUUAUUAUUUCACUCUCCUUAAUGCCAGACAAUUUUACUCAUCAAGGGGAGAGCACUGGUGCUUAACCCAUUAAGCUGUAAUGCACCCAAGUGUGCCCUACUUGUAUAGUAGGGCACAUUUGGUCAUAUUGCCCAUCAACCCAUUAAUGGCAGUGUGCCCUGAUUUACCAUACACAUCUGUACUUCAGCAUUUUGCUGUCUAAUGCCAGAUCAGUUUAAUUGUCAAAAGGAGACCACUUGAGUCCUUUGAAAUAUAC
This is a messenger RNA of Paramuricea clavata, 1599 nucleotides long. The record is from the annotation of a GenBank genome assembly. Lineage: Eukaryota; Metazoa; Cnidaria; Anthozoa; Malacalcyonacea; Plexauridae.